Messenger RNA from Spodoptera frugiperda (fall armyworm), 2605 nucleotides. Its product is annotated as alpha-tubulin N-acetyltransferase. Gene Ontology annotation, cellular component: microtubule. The coding region runs from base 253 to 1431 and encodes 392 amino acids. Gene Ontology annotation, biological process: alpha-tubulin acetylation. NCBI's taxonomy places the organism in Eukaryota, Metazoa, Arthropoda, Insecta, Lepidoptera, Noctuidae. The transcript has 7 exons. Gene Ontology annotation, molecular function: tubulin N-acetyltransferase activity. The record is from RefSeq and is a predicted model, not a curated record.
GGCAGGGCGCAUGUCUGUCUGCCUGCUGGCCGUCCGGUCCGCGCACUGCGCUCGGCGCAUCAGUCAAAUUUAUUUCGUCGGAGGCGCUUGACGUCUCGCCGCGGCUCGGUCAUUUUAAUUAUUAAUUAUCAGAAAUUAAAGUGAUAUUUUGUGAAUUUGUGAUCCAAGAGGAACUGAGAAACAGCGUUCAGUGAUAACAACCUUUUGAUUUACUUGGUUCUAUCUUCGGAACCAAGUAAAGUAUUACUCAGUAUGGAUUGGGCCGUGCCAGGAGGAAUGCCGGAGAUCAACGAUGUCUUCGAUGAAGUCACCAAGAUCACCUCGGACUUGCUCCCCAAAAAUUACAGCGGCGAUGUGCGGUCCACGAGAGCCGUCCAGGACUUAGUGGCACGUAUCAUCGACCAGCUCGGGGAGGAGUCCGCCGCAGCCCAGGGUCUUAACAAAGUGAUCACGAGCUCCGAAAAAUUGCGGAAAAAUCCCGGGCACAUCGUAUACCUUCUUAAAGACCACCGAGGCAAAGAGGGAAAAGGAGAAAUUAUCGGAUUGUUAAAAGUGGGGCGCAAGCACUUGUUUUUAUUCGAUAAUAAAGAGGUGGUGCACGAGGUGGAACCUCUUUGCGUACUGGAUUUCUACGUGGUGCGCGACCGCCAGCGCAUGGGCUUCGGGAGAAUGCUCUUCGACCACAUGCUCCACGAGCUGGAGGUCAUGGCCUGGCAAAUGGCCAUAGACGGCCCUUCGGAGAAGAUGGAAAAGUUCCUGUCCAGGAACUUUGGUAUUGAAAAACUAAUACGGCAGAAUAACAACUUUGCCGUAGCACCCAAUUUCUUCGACAGGUCUGACGACGAGAUCAGCAACUCGGGUGGCGGUCUGUCGGCUGUCCCGACCGCUGCUGUCGGACGCUUCGCGGCGCCAAAGCCAGCUUCAGCUAUAGCCAACGUCAUACACGGCGCCGGGCACGAGCACGCAGCGCGUCGCUCGGAGUCCGCUCCUGUGCCAGAAGAUGAAGCUCCCGAGGCGAGCGCUGCGGUCGCCAAUGAGGGCCAACCCAUACGCUAUUACCCUGAAGAACUGUGGGAUGACGACGACUGGGAAGAGCCGUCGGAGCCGGAAUAUGACGCAGAAGAAUUCGACCCCGACCAGCCACCUGCCGAGCGGGGGGACGACCUCGGAGCCCGCGGCGCCAUCCGCUACAGCCCCGUGGUGGUGGAGCGGCCCGGCUCGCUGGCCGUGCAGCAGGCGGCCGCGCUGCCCGCGCUGCCCGCGCAGCCCGCGCCCGCCGCGCCGCCGCCGGCCGACCUGCCCGCCGCCGGCCUGCCCUCCGCCGGCGCCUCGGCCGCAGGCACGCCCGCGGCCGGAGCCAGCCGCCGGGACUCCCAGCUGACCGACAAAGGAUAUUUCGAUGUCAAGUAUUAUCAUAACAAACUGUGGUAAACAUUACACGUUAGAUACAACGACCUCUGUCCCCUAUUCCUCUGUUUUAUCCACAAAUUCCGAAACAACUAAUGUUGUACGUCGUAUUGAUGUUUGGUGUCGUUGUUGUACCUUGGUGUGUAAGUAUGGACGUGAUACCAGCGGUAGCGUCGACAGGUGCAGCCCGUUGCCUCGUACACGCCUGUACCACCUGUACCGGCUGCACGCAACGGUUACGCUCUGUAUAAUAAUACUUAUUAUUAUCCGCCAGUGUCAUCGCAGUUUCUAUUAAGUUAGCAUUUAUUUUAUGAUAUGUCAUCCUUUGUUUGUAAUAAACUAUUAAGAUGUCCGUAUGUACCAAUCAAACGAUUAAUUCAAUUGUUUCUUCAUAAAUUUGUAUAUUGAAUAAGUAGGUACAAUGUACUCAUUGGGACCGAAAGUCGAAAGGUGUACACGUCGCCGUCGUGUAUAUAAACCAUCUGAUAAAUAUUGAACACAAGAACAGCGCAACUUUAAGUAACUUGCGUAGCAUUUAUAGCUUGAAGCUACUAUGGCAUGUGAAACAUCCACAAAGAUUGGCAUAGACGUAACAAAUUGUAUGCGCAGCCUGGGUACACACUAGGCAUGAACUAGGCCUACACAUUGUGCCAUCGAAAAUGUAAAUAUAAAUCUUGUAUGAACCAAAACACAUUAUGUGAUAAAUAUUUAAGAAUAGCUUACUUACUUUAAUUAUAUAAUGAUAACCUUCGGAACUUGGAGUACCGAUUGCUAUUGACAAGUGUAAUAAAUGAAGUUUAUUAAGUAAUGAGUCAGCCCGAGCAGUGGCGACGGCCGCGGCUCGUUGCGAGUUAUUGCAGCUACUGCAGGUACGGACUUAUUCAUUUGCUGGGGACGCGCGAUGCCUGGCAGCCUGGCACGCGCGUGUUGUGUUGCACGACAUAAUAAGUCUUAUUAACGGUGACGUCACGUGGGGCCCAGUGUAGGGCGACAUUCCAGUGUUGUAACUUAAUAUGUGUACUAAACUCAUUAAUAGAUGUAUGGCUGAUAUAACCAACAUACUCAUACCAUAGUGAAUGCAUUAAGAUUAUUCCGUAAUUUAGUUAAGUAAUUGUGAGCGGUUCGCGCAUAUGCCGUAACUGUAUGAGACGACGAUGUCAUGUAACGUAAUGAACUCAAUAAACAAUAUUUAAUCCCA